Messenger RNA from Punica granatum (pomegranate), 818 nucleotides. Lineage: Eukaryota; Viridiplantae; Streptophyta; Magnoliopsida; Myrtales; Lythraceae. The record is from RefSeq and is a predicted model, not a curated record.
UUCAGCCCCAGAGGCAGAGCUUUCUUCUAUUUGAAGCCAACUGUCGAGCGAGAGAAGAAGAAUCCCGACAGGGAAUCUUCUCGGUUCUCCGUCGCUGAUCGUCGGAAGCUCGCCGGAAGUGCCACCUCCUAAGUUAUAAGCUCUAGGAGAUGGCUCUGCAGUGGAUGCUACUGACCUACGCGGUGGCAGCUGAGGCUGUUGUGGCGAUCCUGCUGACUCUCCCGUCGCCGAAGCUCUUAAAGUACCGCAUCGUCUCCUUCGUGUCCCUCAUCCUUCAGUCGGCGCUCUUCGUCGUCCCCUUCGCCGGGUUUCAGCUCCUCGAUCUGUACUGGAAGAACGAGCACCGCUUGAUGUGCACCUCGGAGGUCUGCACCGCCGCCGAGAGAGAUCGCUACGAGAAAUCGAUCUAUAAAGCCCAAAGGAAUGUGAUUUUGUGUGCUUCAGCGUGCCUCCUCUAUUGGUGUAUCUAUCGGAUAUGCAAAUUCUACAAGAAGAUUCAGAGCUUGGAGGAAGCAGAAAAGAGGAUGAAAGACCAGUAAUUUCUAAUCAAUGCCCAUCGUCUCACCCUGGAGUUUUGCAGAUACAAACGGUUUGCAGUGUACCUUGACGAGAACCCGAUAUUGCUCGUAGAUAUUAUGUCUUGUCAUUUUCAUAUUUCUCGUUCCUUCUUGUUUAUUUUAUCCUUUUUGAGCGAAUUAUGUUUGCUUUUGCAAUAGCAGCAUGAUUCUCAAAUAUUUAUUGACUACGCAGUUUGUGAGACCAUAUGAUGGGAUUCAGAACUCAAAUUUACGCAAACUGACAGACUCCUCGGUGGAAAA